AAACCCUAAAAUCGUUUGUGUCUCUCCCCUCACUAGUGGCACAAUCACGUCACUCUAGUCACCAGAUCUUUUUUGGAACACCCUACGGUAGCUUAGUUUCUCGCCAUGUGAGCACUGCGAAACGAUCAGAGACUCCUGACGCCAUGGAUCGCGGCUCAGCUGCUGGCGAUCCGUUUAGGUUCGAAAUAAGCUAUGACGAUCUGUUCCCGCACAUAGUGUACCUGAACGACCUGAGACACGAUCCGGAAAAGGCCAAGGAUGGAUCAGUGGUGGCGGGGGAAUCGGGACUGGUUUCUAAGUGGAGGAUGAAGGACCGGAUGAAGACGAGCAGCGUGGCCAUCGUGCUCUGCCUGAACAUCGGAGUGGACCCGCCUGACGUCAUCAAGAUCUCGCCGUGCGCCAGAGUCGAGUGCUGGAUCGAUCCGUUUUCUAUGCAAGCGCAGAAGGCGCUGGACACCAUUGGGAAGAACCUGCAGGCGCAAUACGAGCGGUGGCAGCCCAAGGCGCGCUACAAGGUGCAGCUGGACCCCACAGUGGAGGAGGUGAAGAAGCUGUGCCUCACGUGCCGGCGCAACGCCAAGGCGGAGAGGGUGCUGUUCCACUACAACGGCCAUGGCGUGCCCAAGCCCACUAGCAAUGGGGAGAUUUGGGUCUUCAACAAGACCUACACGCAGUACAUCCCCCUGUCAGUCUACGAGCUUGACUCGUGGCUCGCCACUCCCUCCAUCUAUGUCUUUGACUGCUCUGCUGCCGGCAUGAUCAUCAACGCCUUUGUGGAGCGUCCUGACUGGGCUCUAGCGGCCCCUUCCAGUCCAGUAUCCUCCCCUACGGCAGCAGGCAGGGAAGCAGCCGCCGCCUCAGCAACAUCAGCAGCAGCGGGCAUGCGCGAUCGCAUUCUGCUGGCGGCGUGCGGCCCGGAGGAGAUUCUUCCGCAGCCGCCUGACCUGCCGGCUGACCUCUUCACAGCGUGCCUCACCACCCCCAUCAAGAUCGCGCUCAGAUGGUUCUGUGGGCGAUCGCUGCUGCGCGACACCCUGGACCCGGAGAUGAUAGAGAAGAUCCCCGGGCGGCAGAGCGAGCGCAAGACGGCGCUGGGCGAGCUGAACUGGAUCUUCACUGCCGUCACCGACACCAUCGCCUGGAACACCCUCCCCGCGCCGCUCUUCCAGCGCCUCUUCCGCCAGGACCUGCUCGUGGCGUCGCUGUUCCGGAACUUUCUGCUGGCGGAGAGGGUCAUGAGAGCCAGUGGGUGCACGCCCGUGUCGUAUCCUCGGCUUCCCCCCACGCACCAGCACCACCUCUGGCACGCAUGGGACAUGGCAGCGGAGAUGUGUCUAGCGCAGCUGCCGACGCUCCUCGCGGAUCCCAACGCCGAGUUCCAGCCCAGCAGCUUCUUCUCGCAGCAGCUGAUGGCGUUUGAGGUGUGGCUGGAGCAUGGGAGCGACAAGAAGAGACCCCCAGAGCAGCUGCCCAUUGUGCUGCAGGUGCUUCUCAGUCACUCCCACCGGCUGCGAGCUCUGGUGCUUCUUGGCCGAUUCCUUGACAUGGGCCCAUGGGCCGUCGACCUUGCGCUCUCAGUGGGCAUAUUCCCCUACGUGCUCAAGCUGCUGCAGACCAGCGCCGUGGAGCUGCGGCAAAUCCUCGUGUUUAUAUGGACCAAGAUCUUGGCGCUGGAUAAGUCAUGCCAGGUGGACCUGGUGCGAGACGGCGGCCACAUGUAUUUUAUCAAGUGCCUGGAGACGCACGAGCCCUACUCCUCCGACCCCAGGGAGCGUGCCACAGUGGCGUUUCAGCGAGCCAUGGCGGCCUUUGUGCUUGCACUCAUCUGUGACGGCCACCCCAAGGGCCACCAGGCGUGCUUGCAGGCCGGGCUCAUCCCUCUGUGUCUCAUGCACAUUCAGGCGGCGCCCCCAGCAGAGCCCCUGCUGCUGCAGUGGCUGUGCCUGUGCGUGGGCAAGCUGUGGGGCGGGGCGCCCGAGGCACAGGCAGCAGCGCUCACACAACACCACGCCCCGCAAAUCCUCUCGCCCCUGCUCUCAGAGCCGCAGCCAGAGGUGCGUGCAGCAGCCACAUAUGCCCUGGGCGCUUUAAUCCACAUUGCUUCGGAGUCGCCUCAGCCAGGGGAAGGGAACCCAGCAACAGGAGUAGGAGUAGGAGCGGGAGCAACAGGAGCGGGGACAGGUGCAGGAGGUGGUGCUGGGGCGGUUCUGGGGGAGGGUUCAUCUGGCACAGCAGGGGUAGCAGGCACAGCAGGAGCAGCUGCAGCAGCAGGGGCGGCAGCAGCAGGCACUGUAAGUAGAGCACCAGGCUCAGAGCAAGGGGCAGCAGCAGCAGGGGCACAGGGAGCAGCAGGUGCAGGUGUAAGCAGUGCGAGCUUAUCUGGGGUGGAUUCAGCUGGGGCGGAGUGGAGGGAGGAGCACAGAUUAGCAGCAGAGCGAGGAGUUUUGCAGGUGCUACUUAAAGUUCUGAAUGACGGGAGUCCGAUGGUUAGGAAAGAGCUGGCUAUAGCUCUCGCCAGAAUAGCUCACGGACAUCGCCGCCCGUUUCGCCUCGCUGCGGCAUCUUAUCUGUGCCGCCCGUCACUCGUGGCCGGCAGCGCAGCAGGCAUGGGGUUCAGCAGGUGCGGUUCGGAACUGGACAGGCUCGGCGCAGGCUCGGGACAAACAGGCUCGGAUGUGCAUGGAUUCACAGAAAAAAUGGCAGGUUUGGGAAUGGGUGGAGGUGGAGGGGAAGCAGGAGGGGGGGUUGCAGGAGGGGGAGCAGCCGCGAACGGAGGGGGGUUGGUAGGAGGAGUGAAUAGCACCGGAGCAGUUCCUGGUGGUGCCAUACCGGCCUCUGGUUCGGGAGCCAACCUUCCCUCUCUUGCCGCCCAAGUCAACAUGGUAGGGCUUAGGCUCGGGACGGACGGGAGGCUGUAUCCCCGUCCAGGUCCGGCGGUGAACGCACCUCUCCCGGUCCUCCAGUCCACCACCGCAGGCUCGGCAGUGGUGGGGCGGAUGCUCGCACAGUCGUUCGAUGCCACAGGUUCGGGAGUAGGCUCGGGAGGUACGGCAGCAGGUUCGGGGAACACAGCAGCUUCGGGAGGGUCAGCUUCGUAUCUGAGAGUGUAUGAGGAGGAAGGGGAGAGGGAUGGCGGGGGGGGAGCAGCAGCAACAGCAGGGGCGGGAGGGGUGAAAGUGCAGGGUGUGGGAGGAAGUAAAGGAGGAGGGGAGUCAGCAUCUGGUGCAGGCUCAACUGCAGUAGCAGCAGCAGUUGGUGUGGCUAGUGGUGCUACAAUAGUGAUUCCGCCCUUGGUCAACGGAAUUGUUCCUAUAGCAGAAGGUGCUUCUGAGAGCGAGGCUGCACUAGGUGACGCUAGGCAGUCAGGUGAAAAUCCAGGUGGGAUGGGGCUUUCAGCAGUGAACCCUCCGUCAACCUCUGCUGCUACAGCAGCAGCUGCUGCAGUAGCAGCAGCAGCGGCUGUAGCAGCGGCAGCUGCUGUUGCCGCUACAGGCGAUGCAGUCACUGCACUGCCCCCCCCGUCUCGAGGUCCUCUUUUCUCCCUCUCGUCCCCAACCAGCCUGUCAGCUUCGGCACCGGACCUCUCCUUCCUCAGGGGCUCCGCCGAGCCUGUCAGCGCCUCGCCGGGAAGAGUGUUAGGGAUGCCUCCAGGCGAUGUGACUGUAAGGGGGGGAAGAGCAGGGUGGUUGGGGCAAGGAGCAGGCAGGGUAGGUCCGGGUAUGGGCCCUAACGGGGGGCUUAUAUGGGGGGAGCUAGAUGUUGCUGACAGUGCGACUUAUCUGCAGAGUAUGAUUGCGGUGUACACCCUUGCUAGGGAUCCUGCACCGUCCGUUUCUAAGAUCAGCCGACAGACACUGGCUCAAAUAGGCGCGUCCGUGGCAGCAGCAGCAACGAGUCUUAAUGCAGCAGCAGCAGCGGCAGCAGGAGGAGGAGGAGGAGGAAUGGGGGGAGGUGGGGGAGGGGGAUUCGGAGGAGGGAUGGCUGGAGCUGGGAUGGGGUAUGACACGUUUAUGAUGCCGAUGAUGGUUCCAGGCAUGGGUGUUGGGGGGGGCAUGGCAGGAGGGGGCCUAGCCCCUUCUGCUAGCUUCAGCAACUUGAGUCGAAGCAGCAGCAGGGAGGGCGGGACAGUGAUUAUCAGUGCUGGGGGUGCGGCUGGUGCUGGUGGUGGCGGCGGCGGUAUAGGCAAUCCGAGGUUGGGUGCGGUAGGAGGGGGUAUGGGGCACCAUGGGCUCAUGAGUCCUGCGAUGAGUCCACGUGUCCCCUCCCCAUUGGCUGCUGGCUUGGCUCCUGCGAUCACGCGGUCAACUUCAUGGGUUGCGCCCAUCAAUGCUCCUCAUCCAAUGGGCAGCUGGCGACAGCUGGCAGCGCCACAGCUAGCCAUGUCACCCUCUGCUGCCGCAGCCUCAGGGUUCCUCCAAGCCAGAGACCCGUUUGGCCUGGUGGCUCGGGACAGCCUCGGGCUGCCGAUGCUGGCAGCAGGCUCGGGAAUGCAGGCUCGGGACAAUGGGAUGCGGCGGGUGAUGACUUCUGUCGAUUUUUCCUCGUCCCAGCAGCAGCAUCAGCAGCAGCAGCAACGGCAGAUGGGGGGGAUGGGGAACGGGGAGAUUCUUGGGGGGGUGCACGUGCUGUCGUCUCUCACAGGGGGGCAUCCGCCCUUGAGACCAAAUCAUGCAGCUGCUGCAUCAGACUCCACCUCUCAGCCAUCCAAUCCACCUGCACAUACCGCCUUCCCCAGUCGCCCCCAAAACCCCACCUCUACCACCACCUCCUCCUCCUCUCGACCUUCUACUGCCGCCGCUGCCCGUGCCGCUGCCCCUGCCACUUCCCCUGGUGCUGCUUCUGCUGCUGGAGCUGCUGCUGCGGCUGCAGCUGCUGCUGGUGCCGCUGCUGGUGCGGCUCCUGCAAGCUAUGCUGCCUAUCCCAAUCCUGGGUCCAGUGCUCCUUAUUUCAAUGCUGGUGGUGCUACUAGUUCUGCUGCUGGCGCUGGUGGUUCUGUUGGUGCUGCCGGUGGUCUGGGGGCGUCCCUCCUGGACCCGUUUCUGCCGCUGGACGCAGCAGCGGCGGCGCAGGCGAAGCCUCUGCCCAAGUCGGGGCUGUACGCAUGGAGCUGCGGGCACUUCUCGCGCCCGCUGCUGGAGGCGGUGACGGAUGCCGAGGCGGAGACGAGGCGGGCAGCGAGAGAGCGGAGGGCGGUGGAGGGUGUGGAGGAGUGCAGGCGAGCCACAGUUAGCAAAGUGAGCGACCAGAUCGCCAGCUUUGACACGGAGUCGGACAUGAUGACGGAGGCCGUUCACCUGCACCCCUUCCUGCCUCUCGUGUGCAUAGCGGACGAAAACGAAGUCGUACGGAUCUGGAACUAUGAGGAGGGGCUGACGGUGAGCAUGUUUGACAACCAGACUGGUGGGGGUGGGAGCGCGGACGGCCACAAGGGGGUGAGCCAGCUGUGUCUGCUCAACGAGCUCGACGACACGCUGCUGCUCGUGGCGUCCAGGGACGGCAGUGUGAGGGUGUGGAGGGACUUUGCUCGACGGGGCAAGCAACGGCUAGCCACGGCAUGGCAAGCAGUCCAAUCCCAAUCCCAGUUCUUCUCCUCCUCCUCCUCUCCCUCCUCCCUUUCCUCCUCCUCUGCCCGUCCCUCCUCCAACCCCCCCUCUUCCGCCUCUCACUUCUCCUCAUCCCUCUCAUCCUCUAAUCUCCAGUCACAACAGCAACAGUUAACUGACUCUAACUCACAUACGCAUCGGCAUCAUCAGCACCACUCUACUAACCAGCGCUUAGACCAACAGCAGCAGCAGCAGCGGAGCCAACAGGGGCGGGCUUCCGAGCCUCUUGCUUCACCUAACAGCUUCGGCAGUAGCUUCGGCGGCGGGUUUGGCAGCAGCUUCGGCAGCAGCGGGAGCAGCAGCAGCAGCGGGCGGACGGGAGCAGUGGUGGAGUGGCAGCAGUUGAUGGGUUACCUGUACGCAUCCGGGGAAAUCUCCUCCAUUCUGGUGUGGGACCUCGACAGGGAGCUGCUGGCUCACAGCGUGCCGACAGAGUGUGACUCCGCCGUUACUGCGCUGGCAUCAUCCGCCAUCCAGCCCAGCUACGUGGCAGCAGGGUGCGACGAUGGCUCCGUGAGACUUUUUGACAUUCGCUCACAACCAAGAGCGCAGCUUGUGUGUGGCACGCACCAUCACUCGCAUCGAGUUGCGGGAAUCGCUUUCCAUCCUGCCAGCACUCACAUGCCUCACAUUAUCUCUGCUUCAAGCUCGGGUGAGAUCGCAUUUUUGGAUGCCCGGAAUCCGGGGCAGCCAAUCAGAAGAGUGGAGGCGCACAAGGGGCACCUCACAGCUCUCUCUGUUCAUCGUCACCUGCCCGUCAUGGCCACGGGCAGCUCGAAACAAUUGAUUAGAGUAUUCAACAUGUCUGGGGACCUCUUGAGCGUGGUGCGCUACCACAACAGCUUCCUUGGCCAGCGCAUCGGGCCUGUGAGCGCGCUGCACUUCCACCCCUACAAGCCACUGCUGGCCGCCGGUGCCACUGACUCAAUUGUGUCCAUUUAUGCGGGGGAGACGCACCGGAGUUAGGGGAGGAAAAACGGGGGGGGAAGGGGGGAGACGCACAAGAGUUAGGGCGGAGGCACUUGGGGUGGGUGCCAGCGCACCGCAUCGGGCCUGUGAGCGCGCUGCACUUCCACCCCUACAAGCCACUUGUUGCUGCCGGUGCCACGGACUCAAUGGUUUCCACGCGGGCGAAUCGCACAAGAGCCAGCCGCAGGGGCAUGACGGACCAAGAUGGAGAGUUGGGGGGAUGGGAGGGGGAACGGGGCAGGAGGGGUGGAGAGAGGGUGAGGGGGAGGGGAAGAGAGGGUGGGGAGGGUUGGAGGAAGGUUAUUGGGCAAAGGAAUGCUGCCAGGAGGAGAAGCUGCUUGUGUGUCCACCUGUACAGGCUUCUGGUCCCUGUACAUUGUUGAUUGUUGCAAUUUAUGUUGAAUUGUAUAGCUGUUAAGGGCAGAAGCAAGCAAGCGUAGGCGGAUGCGGGAUAUGGCGUAUUCGCAAGUGGGGAGAGUGAGGGCGAAUUCAUAUGAAGUAGGAUCAGAAUCAGAAAUGCGAAAUCCAUUUGUGAUCCCUUUGCCCGGUCUAAU
Molecule: messenger RNA, 7126 nt
Organism: Closterium sp. NIES-67
Lineage: Eukaryota; Viridiplantae; Streptophyta; Zygnematophyceae; Desmidiales; Closteriaceae
Source: the annotation of a GenBank genome assembly